CCUGUCCAUGACUUGCACUUACGCUUUCAUCCACUUUUUUCCUUCUAAACCCUAGUUUAUUAAUCGAUUGGGGAAUACCUGGAUUCUCUCUGAUCCGUUAUUGACGCAUUUCUUCGCCGUGGUAAAGGAGUUGCGAUACUGCUUGAGUGGAGCCUCUAAUAUGGCAAAGGUAGCUACGCUUGGUGCUUUAGCUUCUGCACCGCAACAAAUUGGCGGGGAUGCUCUCAAAAUUGGAACAUCAGUUAAAAGGAAGACCCCUUCGGAACUUAGAGGGGAGCAGUUAAAGAUGACAAAUGUUGCCGAGCUUGUUCAUAAAUCUUUGGCCCCAAGUGAUAUGGAGAAUGGACUCAAAAAACCAGAUCCACAAAGGAAUCCAAGAUAUAUUGACAUUCGUAUGAAUGAAGUAUUUCCUUCCAAGAAACCAAGGUUCAAACUGCCUUCAGGAAAAGAAAAUUCGAAGCAGGACAAUAGUUCAGUUGAGCAACCUAGCUGCCUAAAGAAAAUAUCUGCAUUUUCAAGUAUGGCUGCCAAGAAAAGGAAACAACUUUCAUGUCCAGAGGGUUUUGUUGCUUCUGUUGAUGUUCCAAAAGAAGAUGAUGUGACCAAUGCCCAUAGAACACUUGAAAAAUGCAAUCAGGGUACAUUUCUCAGUGUUACUGAGCUUUCAUCAGGGGGCCAAAAGUUAUCAGGCUUGGCAACUGUUAACAUGGAUAAAGCAUUGAAAGGACUAGCUGCUUGUGAAGCAAUCCCGAACUUACCUUCAGACUCUUCUGAAAGAUUUGAUGAUCUUUCAAAGGGGAACUUCUGCUCUGAUUACAAUGUGACGGGGAAGAAAAUUCCUCUGGAUUUUACUCUGAAAACUUAUGUGCGAUUGGUGUCCUCCUCCUCGGUGAAUUGGUUACAUAGGUCAAUGAUGUCUGGCACAUAUAAUGGUAUGCCUCAAUUUACACCACGUUCUGGUUCUUUUGAAGACCAAAAUAUUAGCAGUGCUUCUCAGACCAGACUGGCUUCCCAAGUGUUGAAUUCUAAUACAUUACAUUCUUGGAUUUAUCCUCAAUCUACCCUACCACCGUCUCUCAUUUCAGUACUGAUCUCAGCAGCAGCAGAUGGAGCUGAAAUGGAUUUCUUAAGAAAGCGGGUCGGGGUAUGGGAGGAAUCAUUUCGGAGUCUUUACUAUAUGUUUCGGGAAAAUGUUUGUAGCAUCUUUUAUGUGUGCACUUCACAUUUUGUGGUGAUGUUCACUGCUACUGAUGACUCGGGAAGAAGUAGAAGGUCAUACCAUGCUUAUAUCUCUCAGUCAACCAGAGGUUUGAGGUCAUUACUAAAGGAGCAAGAUGUUUCUUUUUCUAUGCCUCUUUGCCAUUCUCAAGUAGAACAUGUGACUACUGAGGUUCUCUUAGAGCUUUCAGAAAUCGAGAAGCACAAGUUGGGUCAGACUCGACGCACCAAUUCCUUCUCUGAUAUUGAUAAUACUCCCCAGUCAUUACUGGUUUUCGUUGGAAAUCAGAAUGUACAUGGUUUGUAUGAGAUUUUGUUAAAUUAUAGAUCUUUCUUGACCUUUCUGAAUGCUGUGGAUGUUCCUGUCUUAUAUUCUCCUAUUCCUUUUCAGCAUGCUACUCUUUCUGCCCCUGAGGUUAAAUGCAUGGAGAUUAAAAUGGCUGAUCAUGGUGCUUCUGUUCCCCAAGGAUCCAUCUUGAAAGAUGGACAUUCCAUUCCGAUUUCAUCUAGUGGCCUUUGUUAUAGCAUUGAAAUCAAGGAUUCAUAUAUUCCCCCUUGGAUUAUCAGCAACAUAUGUGCUCAAAUGUCUUCUAAAGGGCAACGCUUUGAAGCAAGCUUUACAACUGAGCAUACAUCGGUUGGGUUAAAUACUGCUCUCGGGACAUUGUGUGAGAUAGCCGGCAGUAGCGAAGCCACGUCUGAUGAAAAUACACAAGAAAUAAUAGGCUACUCCUUUGGUGUUCCUGAAGCUAUUGUUUCCCCUCAUUUGAAUUCUGGUUUACUAAAGGAGUUGAAAUACUGUGAUGGUUCAUAUAUUGUCUCUCACCCCUGUAUGACAUUAUAUAAUGCUCUCACAUCUCUGGGGGGUGAGGGGUAUAUUUGACCGCGUAAUUUAUUAAUGUUAUUUGUUUUAUAUGAAAUGUUUGGUUUUG
Molecule: messenger RNA, 2150 nt
Organism: Hibiscus syriacus
Lineage: Eukaryota; Viridiplantae; Streptophyta; Magnoliopsida; Malvales; Malvaceae
Product: protein downstream neighbor of son homolog
Exons: 15
Coding region: 161-2101 (646 amino acids)
Biological process (GO): nuclear DNA replication
Cellular component (GO): nucleus
Source: RefSeq, a predicted model, not a curated record